AUGGGGACUGCGGUGUCGCACUUAAUCAGACCAACCCGGUCUCACAAGCGGUUUGUCAGGAAGAAGGGGCGCAAAGGGCGCAGAUGGGAUAUCACUGCUCAAGAAUGCGCAAUCGUCACAUUUGGAGACGAACUUCAGUUAUCAACACACAGGGUCAUACCACCAAUUUUGCACAACUUAGCCGGUUUCACAAGUGUUACUGAUACAUCGGCUAAGAGCGUUCUGCCAGUCGCAUUUACGAGUCGACCCUACUAUAGACAAGAUGGUGAGCAUGCUACAGAAAAGUUAUCUCCUAACUGGGAACCAGCCGAUCUCGAAGCAGCAGGUGACCGAGAAUCAGGGAGUAACCAAUCAAUCGAGAAUUCAAUCAAUAAACUUAUCCUACCGAUAACCUAUUGCAUAAACAUGAAUAUUGCGGAAAGUCCAUUAACACGGGUUAUGUUUUUGGAAUUGUACGGUCUAGAUAUGAACAAACUGAGUCAGGAGCAGUUCACUGAUUGGGCUUCUCUAGCCAAACUGCCCAGAACGGCACAAAUGUACGAGCAGUUUCAGCACGACGCGAAAUCAUUUGCAGUUCGGCACACCUUGACAACACUAGAGAACCGCUUUGAUGUGCGCGUGACGAUAGGCGAUUAUGUUCCUUCGUCAGCCGAUUCGGAUGUGAAAGAAAUGAUGAAGCUGUCCGGCGUGAUUCAUGGUGGUCGAGAGGUAUUCAUCUAUGGAGCGUCCGCAUCCAAAAUUAAUUCAGCGGUCAACUAUUUGUGGGCCACCCUAAGCCAACUAAAAAUGGACCAGUUGCUGCUACCGGACAAGCGUAAGUAUUCCGGUUUUGGUGAAGUGGACCUUAUGCAGUGGAUAAAACCCCUAGCUCCGGAUGCACCGGAGCCACUGUUGAUGAGGCUACGUAGACGAGCCAUAA
Molecule: messenger RNA, 919 nt
Organism: Dicrocoelium dendriticum
Lineage: Eukaryota; Metazoa; Platyhelminthes; Trematoda; Plagiorchiida; Dicrocoeliidae
Source: the annotation of a GenBank genome assembly